UUGAGGUUCCGGUGUGUCCAUAUAUGGUGUGUCGCUGAGGCGCACUGGAUUGUGGGAAAGUCUUCAGAUCGGCCAUAGCUGUCUUUCCCCGCUGCUGAAGGAGAGGAACGGAGUCAUGACGGGAUUCAGAGGUUUCGCUCAUCUCUCCAGACGCUGUUAUGCUGCCGCCAGGAGGAGCGAGGCAUUAACUGAACCUCUGGUCACCCGAAAGCCUGCGGCAGCACCAGCACUCCCACCACAGGACGUCCAGGUGUCCAAGCUUCCUAGUGGUCUUCUCGUUGCCUCUCUGGAGAACUACUCCCCCGUCUCUAAAAUCGGCGUGUUUGUGAAAGCCGGCAGUCGCUAUGAGACUGCGGAAAACCUGGGCGUCACUCACAUGCUGCGAUUGGCAGGCAAUCUGACCACUAAAGGUGCGUCAGCCUUCAGGAUGUCGGGUCUGGAGGCAGCGGGUGCCAGCUUGAGUGUGACGUCUUCGAGGGAACACAUGGUGUAUUCUCUGGACUGUCUAAGGGAUGAUUUUGACGGCGUGAUCGAGUACCUGAUCAAUGUGACCACCGCACCUGACUUCAGACCCUGGGAGUUGUCUGACCUCACACCGAGGCUCAAGAUAGACAAGGCCGUUGCAGAUCAGAGCCCACAGAUAGGUGUUAUUGAGAAGCUGCAUGAAGCUGCAUAUAAGAAUGCUUUAUCCAACUCACUGUACUGUCCAGACCACAUGGUGGGGAAGAUCAGUGUUGAUCAUCUGCAACAGUUCUUUGCAAAUAAUUACACCAGUGCAAGAAUGGCUCUCGUUGGAUUAGGAGUCAGUCAUGCUGCUUUGAGGAAGGUGGGAGAGCAAUUCUUCAGUGGACACACAGGGGCCGGCACACCAGGGGCUCAAGCUGUUUACCGCGGCGGUGAGCUGCGGGUGCAGAGCGGUGGAGGGCUGGUUCAUGCGCUGCUGGCCUGUGAAGGAGCCGUGACGGGCUCAGCGGAGGCCAACGCCUUCAGCGUGCUGCAGAGGCUUCUGGGUGCUGGACCGCACAUCAAGAGAGGAUCUAACAUCACCAGCAAACUCAGUCAGGGCAUCGCCAAGGCCACCGCACAGCCGUUUGAUGCCACGGCUUUCAGUGCCACAUACUCUGACUCUGGGCUCUUCGGAGUGUAUAUCAUCUCUCAAGCAGACUCGGCCCGUGAGGUGAUCAAUGCGGCUGUGGCACAGGUGACGGCUGUGGCUGAAGGAAGACUUACUGCAGAUGACCUCACCAGAGCAAAGAACCAGCUGAAGGCGGAUUAUCUGAUGUCUCUGGAGAGUUCAGAGGGUCUGCUAGAGGAGCUGGGCGUUCAGGUGAUCAGCAGCGGCGCCUACAGCUCGCCACAGUCUGUGACGCAGAUCAUCGACUCUGUGACCUCCAGCGACGUGGUCAAUGCUGCAAAGAAGUUUGUUGAAAGCAAGAAGACCAUGUCAAGUUGUGGACAUCUGGCAAACACACCAUUUGUUGAUGAGUUGUGAGGGGAAAGCCCUAAUCCAAAGUGCACACAUUGUGCAGCUGCUUAUUCAAGUGUAAAAUAAUUCUGAAACCCUGAUUGUUGUUUUUUUCGUCAGUUCAUCAUGAAAUAUGGUCCUUAGUAAGGUGUACAGAGAGCACAGCCAUCAUUUUCUUCCUUUUCACUGUAUAUCUGCUGUACAUUCAUUAAAACAAAUCUAUCAGUCAUAAA
Megalobrama amblycephala (Wuchang bream) is the source of this 1698-nucleotide messenger RNA. Its product is annotated as cytochrome b-c1 complex subunit 2, mitochondrial. Lineage: Eukaryota; Metazoa; Chordata; Actinopteri; Cypriniformes; Xenocyprididae. Gene Ontology annotation, molecular function: metal ion binding. The record is from RefSeq and is a predicted model, not a curated record. Gene Ontology annotation, cellular component: mitochondrion.